Molecule: messenger RNA, 747 nt
Organism: Homarus americanus (American lobster)
Lineage: Eukaryota; Metazoa; Arthropoda; Malacostraca; Decapoda; Nephropidae
Product: oocyte zinc finger protein XlCOF15-like
Exons: 2
Coding region: 1-747 (248 amino acids)
Biological process (GO): regulation of transcription by RNA polymerase II
Molecular function (GO): DNA-binding transcription factor activity; RNA polymerase II cis-regulatory region sequence-specific DNA binding
Source: RefSeq, a predicted model, not a curated record
AUGGCAAAGAGUGAGGAAGAUCUCAACCAACCCCAGAGUAGCCCCAGGCCCCUAGAGGGAGAUGAAGGUCACCAACAAGCGGCGUUGUCUAGCCCUAAGUCGCAGAGUAUCGGUCAUUGUGGGCAGAGUAUCGGUCAUCGUGGGCAGAGUAUCGGUCAUCGUGAGCAGAAUAUCGGUCAUCGUGGGCAGAAUAUCGGUCAUCGUGGGCAGAAUAUCGGUCAUCGUGGGCAGAAUAUUGGUCAUCGUGGGAAGCAGAUUCUCAGUUGCAAGUCGAGGACAGUCGGUCAAGUGUCAGGGUCGAGGAGCAGUUUUUCAUGCGAUGAAUGCAGGAAGGAAUUCACCCAACGUCAGGCAGUUCAUUACCACAAGAUCUGGAAACACAGCGGAGAGAGGCGCGGGCCAUGUCCUUACUGCGAGUACAAGGCGCCCGAUGCCACUAAACUUAAGCUCCAUAUUAACAAAGUUCACUGUGGGUUUAUGCCUUACAAGUGCAAGUUCUGCUCCAAACAGUUCAAGUGCCACUCCAACCAUAAGGAACACGAGGCGAGACACCGGGGCGACAGGGACUUCGAGUGCGACUUGUGCGGGAUGAAGUUCGCCAUCGGGUCGUCCUUGGAGCGUCACGCGCGUAACCACGGCGCGGACCGGCCAUUCUCCUGCGAUCGUUGCGGCAAAACCUUCAAGGCCAAGACUCAUUUGGAGAGGCACGUUAAAUGUCUGCACCUACAGGAGAAGAAGGUGGUGUGA